AUGAAACUCCCAACAGUUUUCAUCUUUGCUGCAGCCGUGUUUGCGGUUUUGCUCAAACUCGGAACAACAUCCAACGAAGACCAAUCAGAAAAAAMCGAUCAACAAGUGCUUGGACAUAAUAUUGCUCUUCUGCGKCAAUUAUYACUCWGGAGAAAYAGUCACAAAAGAACAGAAGAAGUUGAACAACAAGCCACGGAUGACGAUGUUACUCGUUUGAUUUACAGCUACAAAAGAACGAUAGCUAAACGCAAUUCUUUGCCGACAUGUGACAGCUGUUGCUAUCCCGAAAUUGAUAGCAUUAACGCUACCUCAACAAACAAAGCUGUGAACGCAUCUAACAAAAGAAGGCAKAGCACAUGUGCACCCUACGAGAUUCCUGUCAGAAUUCCAAACAACAUCAUCAUUUACCCUGAUCCUCCAUUUGUGCCCCUCCAUCGCUGCCUUGGAUCUGAUGACACCAUUAGGUCAGCAUUUAGUUACCGCUGCAAAGCGACAAGCAAAGAAACAGUUCGUGUUCAGUACAAAGGAUUAAGGGACGGHCAGAUUUAUGAAGUARCCAUGCACAACCACACUAGCUGUAAAAUGGCGUGUCACAUGACUACCAGCUGUGGUCCAAACAAAAUAUUCGACAAGGAUAACUGUUAUUGCUAUUGUCCAUUGACGCAAAAUGAUUGCAGUAAGGGAACAAUAUUGAAUUCUGACGAUUGUGAGUGUAGAUGUGCUCAAAUGACAUCUUGUCACACCAUAUAUGAAAAGUAUAACUGGAGAACGUGCAAGUGCGAGUGUGACCAGCGGCUCAAGGAUAUUUGCCGUGAGAACAAUUUGAGUAUUAACCCACAACGUUGUGCUUGCAUGUAAUGAAAGUUGACUCAGUUCAAGAUUGACAAAUAUCAUAACUACGUGACACGUGACGCAACUGACAAMUAAUACAAUUGCCCUAUCGCAUAAUUACGUCACACCAAAACAUUCUAUUGCUUUUACGCUAAGGAUAUAUGGUCGCCAGAGGGGAUCAGAGUGACUGCAUAUCAAAUAAAAUGUACAUGAGCUAUCAUUGAUAAUGGUAUACUUAAAAACUUGAUACACUGAAUUUCUGCUUUUGGAAAGAAUAUUACUAGGUCCAAAUUUCAAGUCUUCCUGAGCAUCUAUCCACAAUGUAAACAUACUGUGACGUCAUUAUGCCAUAGGGCAAUUCGACAUCAGAUCAUCAAAAAUAUCCURCAGAGGGACGAACCAUUAGAAAAGUAAAGAAAAAUCCAAACAGGCUUUAGAAUUCAAAACAAUACGUGUGCACACACGUACAUAUUGAAGCUGAGGUGCGUAAAAAACAUAUACAAGACUGAUUGUUCACCAAAGAAUCCACCUAAUUCAUCACCCAACCCCAUUGACUCUCAUCAACUUCGCUUUUCUAAUAGUCGGUUCCUAACCUGAUAACAUCAUUGACCGUGACAGCAUCGAACUCAUGCACAUAACCUUAUUGAUAAUAUCCGACGSUGUGACUAACUUUUUUGGUGACUUCCCCAAUCAUACCACGUGAUAUUUUCCAAGGGCACACAACGUUCAUGAAGUCUUUUUCUCUUGAUUAUUACUUCACGCCGUCUUGAAAAAACUUUUUAGAACUUCUGACGGUACUCUCUUGGUUACUAGGCCAAUGUAGCCUCAGGCAUCCGUCAAUGAUGCAUGUAAAGCAAUAUUGAUACUUCCUCCUAUUAUAGUGCAGACUACUGSGCGAAUUCUUCCUUUCAAUUCAGUUUACAUUUGGCCGUAAUCAAGAGACUUAGACAUCAUACAAUUACUCAUAYGACUGAAACGACAGACUCGUCUUGAAUUGACAUACAUUAAGCUAAGAGGCAGAUCAAUUAGAAUGAAUAGGAAUUGAAGAUAAAGGAUAACUACUAACUUAUAACAGUAUUAAAUGUAUGAAUUAAAAAAAAUAACUGCAUUA
Molecule: messenger RNA, 1942 nt
Organism: Exaiptasia diaphana
Lineage: Eukaryota; Metazoa; Cnidaria; Anthozoa; Actiniaria; Aiptasiidae
Exons: 4
Coding region: 1-858 (285 amino acids)
Source: RefSeq, a predicted model, not a curated record